AUGAAAAAUGGUGAAUAUGAUUUGGCCGAUUUAGUUUCUGAUCUUCAUCAUCGACUUAGAGAACACAAAUAUGAGGGUGACAAAUUGGAUUUUGUGUACAUUGAUGAGGUUCAGGAUCUAACCAUGAGACAAAUUUCCCUAUUCAAAUAUGUAUGCAGAAAUGUGGAUGAUGGCUUUGUUUUCUCAGGUGACACUGCCCAGACAAUAGCAAGGGGGGUUGAUUUUAGAUUUGAAGAUAUAAGAAGUCUUUUCUAUGAGGAAUUUGUGAUGAAAUCCAGUUGUGAAGAGGCUUACAGGACAAGUAAGCAUGUUAAAAUUGCUGACAAUUUUCAAUUAAGCCAGAAUUUUCGUACACAUGCUGGUGUUUUGAAGUUGGCUCAAAGUGUCAUUGACCUCCUCUAUCAUUUCUUUCCACAAUCUAUUGAUGUCUUGAACCCUGAGACUAGUUUGAUUCAUGACAAAACUCCAGUUUUAAUUGAAUCUGAGAACAUCGAAAAGGAUUUCACUAAAAUGUUCAAACGUGUUGGAGGUUCUGGCAAUAAUCUUACAGGUUUUGGAGCAGAGCAGGUGGUGUUAGUACGAGAUGACAUUAUUAAGAAUGAAAUCUUGAACUCUAUUGGAAAGCAUGCUCUUGUUCUGACUAUAAUGGAAUGCAAGGGCCUAGAGUUUCAGGAUGUGUUGCUGUACAAAUUUUUUGGUUCAUCAUCUAUGAAAAAUCAAUGGAGAGUCAUAUAUGAGUAUAUGCAGAAAAGAAAUCUCAUUGAACCUGAUUCUGCAAAAUCUUUUCAAAGUUUCAAUGAGGCGAAACAUAAGCUUUUAUGUUUUGAGCUGAAGCAAUUAUAUGUAGCCAUUACACGUACAAGGCACAGGCUAUGGUUUUUUGAGAAUAUGGGGGAGCAUUAUAAACCUUUAUUUGACUACUGGAAGAAAUUGAAAGUUGUCCAAGUUGGAGAAAUUCAUAAGUCAUUAGUGGAAGAGAUCCAAGUUACAAGCAGCAGAGAGGACUGGAAGUCACGUGGUGUCAAGCUUUUUCAUGAGUGUAACUAUGAAUCUUCCAAAAUAUGCUUUCAAAGAGCAGGAAAUACAGUUUGGGAAAAGUUGGCUGAGGCUGCUAGCCUUCAAGCUUCUGCACAGCAUAUUAGUGGUUCAGAUACCAAAAUGGCUCAUAUAUAUCUCAAGAAGGCUGCUGAAUUAUAUUUUUCCAUUGGAAAAUUUGAGCUGUCUGCACAAUGUUACUAUGAGUCAAAUGAGUAUGAAAAAGCAGGUACUAUUUAUCUGGAGAAAUGUGGGGACUUUAAGCUGGAGGAAGCUGGAGAAUGUUUUACUCAGGCAAGAUCUUACAAGCGUGCUGCUCAAGCAUAUGUGAAGUGCAAGCUAUACUCAAAUUGCAUUGAUGCUUGCAUUCGGGGAAAGUUGUAUGAUGAGGGGUUAAAUUACAUCCUCUUUAGGAGAAAGGAUGCAACCGAAAGUAAGAAGACAAAAAGAUACAUUGAUAAAAUUGAGGCCAAGGAACAGGAGCUUUUGGAAGGUGCUGCACGAAGUUGCAAAAAUCUUAAAGAUAACAACAAAAUGAUGAAAUUCGUUAAGGCUUUUUGUUCUAAGGAUUUAACUCGAUCUUUUUUAAGGAAUGAAGAUUUCCUUGAUGAGCUUUUGCAAUUGGAAAUUGAAUGGGGUUACUCCCUAAAUGCUUUAAGCAUAGCAAAUCAAAUUGGAAAUCUUCUGCUUGAGAAGGCUGGACGUUUUAGUGAAGCGUCGUUAGCUAUUCUACUACAUGUGUUUGCCAAAUCUUUUUCAACAGGUAGGAGCGAUGGAUGGACCAUGAAUAAGUUUACACAAAAGGAGGAGCUUUUAGAUAAGGCUAAAGCUUUGGCUGAGAAAAUUUCACUCCUCUUCUUUGAGUUUGUAUGUUUUGAGGAAAAUCUUUUAUCAGAUAGACAAGUCCCAUUGUCCAAUUUGAUGCAAUUAUUUGGUGAUUCUGUUAGACUUCAAAGUGUUAGAGGGGAAUUCUUAUCCUCACGAAAAAUUCUGAUAGUUCAUUUUAAUAUUUGGUGUUCAAAGUAUUUACAGGAUCAUGAUUUGUCUGCUGAUCUAAAAACACAUGCAGAAGGGGUUUUGUCAAAGAACCAAGUUUCUGUUGAUACACUGGUUUAUUUUUGGAAUGUUUGGAAGCAGAUUAUUGUGGAGAUUUUUGUGUACCUAAGCUGUCUUGAAAACCAAAGUGUUUGGGGAGAGCUCUGUUUGAACUAUUUGGGUGUGAAGAAGCAGUUUUCAAAAGAGAAGAUCACCUAUCUUGUUCUAUCUUCUUAUGCCUACUGGGUAAGGAAAAGUGAUUAUCCAAAUCUGCACCAGAAGGAGAAAUCAAUAAUCUUCAAUGCUAACCAGUUUGCUAAUGCUGCUCGUAAUUAUUGGAGCUCAGAAAUGACCAAUGUCGGUAUAGAGGUGUUAGAAAAGCUUAGAGCCCUUUAUGAGUUCUCAACAAAGGAUUCCUUGGCAAUGCAUCACAAGAGCAUCACUCUCAUCCAUAUGUUUGUAGUUGCUAACUCUCUUAACGAGUCCAGGUUUAUACACCACAAAGAUAUGCUUAAGGACUACCUGGAGCUACCAAGAGAUAACUUGUUUGGGACUAUAUUUCCCAUGGAUUGGAGAGAAUCAUCAACAGAGAAUAUGAUUAAACUCAGGGAGAGAGGUGAAUUCAAGAAUUCUGUCCAAGAAAUCUUCAUCAGAAACAUUAGCACAAAAAGUCAUCUGUCACAUGGAGAAAUUGUGAAUCUGGUGAUGAUAGUUAUGGGGUCGUUUAGAAAACUUAGCGGUGAGCUAUACGGACAAAUUGCUGAGAGGUCUGAAAGUCAUCCAUUAUGGAGAUCAUGCAUUGAACGUUUGGUAGAAUCAGAGCUGGGGUCUUCAUCAUCUACAAUUUCCAUUGAUCCUCUUGAACAUGUUGUCAUGGUUCAAAAAUUCCAUGAAGCUUUAAAAUACUACUACUUUUCAGACUUGAUAAGUGAGAGUGUGACACCAGGAUGUCUCAUGUACCUCGUGGAGCGCCUUCUGCUUCUGGUGUUCUACUAUGAAGGAUUCUUUUUCUCUACAAAAUCAACAUUUCUUGAAUGGCUUAUACAUCAGGAUUGGAAUCCAGAGCUCAGUAUACAUGGUGCAUUUGAUUGGCGGUCACGUUUUGUUACUGUCCUUGACUUUGUGGCAGGCAUAGUUGAAGAACUUCUGCAUAAUGAGCAGGAUGCCACUGAAUGGAUUCAAAGUUGUAAACUUAGCUCAGAAUUCUAUCCAGUGCUGGUGUUGAGAUUGUUCACUGCUUUGUGCUUACUUUGUUUGAACUCAGGAAAGUAUUUCGAUUUACUUUUCGAGUUACUAGAAAACAAAGAGAUUUCUUCAAAACUACCACAAGAACUUUGCAGAACCAUUCAGAGACUGAAGCCAGGAUAUGCGGAUGAGAAUGUUAAUGUCUUUGCAGAGGCUUUCCAAAAGAUUGGAAAUCCGUUGGUGGUGGUGAGGUCAGGAAAAGAAUGCUUGAAGCUUGAAUGCCAAAAUGCCAUCUUUGUAGACUUGAAUAUUGACUAUGGCAGAGAAAAGUUGAUGAGCAUAAUGUUUUAG
Messenger RNA from Ziziphus jujuba (common jujube), 3606 nucleotides. RefSeq lists its product as uncharacterized. The record is from RefSeq and is a predicted model, not a curated record. The coding region runs from base 1 to 3606 and encodes 1201 amino acids. Lineage: Eukaryota; Viridiplantae; Streptophyta; Magnoliopsida; Rosales; Rhamnaceae. The transcript is spliced from 4 exons.